AUGGAGUCGCCCCAAGAGUUGCGCAGAGGUUCCAACACAGCUGAUAAUCGUGGCGGGCGGGUCCAUUCCCUGUACACAGCCCCUAUACUUCAGAGGAGUCCUCCUACCAACCUGGAAAAUAUGCACAGCAGAACGUCGGGAUUUUCUGCGGUUCGUUACACCCAGGACCAAAACAAGACCAUGAAUGGUCUUGACCAAAACAUGCCCAAGGACCAGAACAAGGAGGGCGCUGGGUACCGGCUGCUCAAUAUGCUGAGAAUAACUCUUAAAGGGUCAGAAAUUAAAGAACCGGAAAUAACACCUGAAGUUCCAACUUUGGUACCAUUUGGGGAUGUGGUUGGCUGCAUUGCUAUUCAUAUAAAGAACUGCAGACAUUUCACGCAUAAGAUCAGUUUACAACAUUUCAGUAAUUUGUUCAUUCGCAUCUCUAUAAACAACAUUGUGAAAUGUACAAAAGUAUGUAGCUUGGCAUCCCCAAAUGGUGAAAAGUACACUACAGUUAAUUUUGAUGACACAAAGUACUUUUCUGUACAGGUUCCCAGGCGUCAAGAUGAUGAGCGGAAUAAUAUAUACUUGGAACUAAUGCAAUAUAGAAGUACAGAAAAAUAUCCUCUCUUACUAGGGAGUGUUAAGGUACACCUUUAUGAUGUAAUUCAGAAAGGGUGCUUUAUUGAAGAAUUUGAAAUGUUGCAUAAAAAUCUGCCUAUCUGCAAGGUGGCGGUGGAAUUUAUGUUCUCCUAUGGAAACUUUGGUUAUGGAUUUUCACAUCAGUUAAAACCUCUUCAGAAAAUUAUCGAGCCAUCCAUGUUUAUGAAUAUCGCACCACCUCCAGGAAGGAUAGAUCCUGUAACAAAUGUUAUUACACCACAACCGAUAGAGUAUCCAGCAUUCCUAUCCCCAGACCUGAAUGUUACUGUUGGGACGCCAGCGGUAGUGCCCAGCCAGUCCUCUGUAGUGCGACUUGAAAAACUUCAGCAACAACCUCGGGAAAGGCUGGAAAAAAUGAAAAAAGAAUACAGAAAUCUGAAUACAUGGAUAGAAAAAGCUAACUAUUUAGAAGGAGUUCUUAACCCAAAAAUGGCCCAUCAAGAACUUAAGGAAAUUGAUACCAAGCAGUUACUAAAAAGCCUACGUGAAGCAGAGUCUGAAGUUUUUGAAGCAUCGGAUUUCCCUUUUGUAAUGGAGGAAGCUAAAACUGUUCCAAGUGAGUUGCUGGAUAAUGAUGAUAAGAAAAGCCUGACUCUACCAACUCUGAACCAGUCAAAUCAAGAUAAUUCAAGUGGUGUUGCUUCUGAAAGUGAUCAAUCAACAAAGCAAACAGAUGAGUCAACAAAGCAAACAGAUGAAUCAACAAAGCAAAAUGAACCAACAAAGCAAACUCCAUUGCCUGUUAUUCCUAUCCUGACAAUAACAGACGAGAACCAAACAUCAUCUCUAGAAGAAUACCAAUCAGAAGCUGCACCAGAGUGGGGGGAAAAUAUGUUCUUAACACCAGAUGUAAAAUUGAAAGAUAGAUAUCCAAGGCUUUUAAAAACAGACUCCUCUUCAUCAGAGGUGAUUUUUUCACCAAAGGAAAACGUUAUACCAUAUUUCAGACCAGAAUAUAUAGAAUCCAAACCAAAGUAUCAGUUCCAGAAAUUCAACCUUAAGAAUGGUUUUGAUCCUUUUCUAAGGAAUAUAAGCAAAAAAACAUCAGUCAGUAAAAGGAAAGACCAAGAUAUGUCCAAAUAUAGAAACACUUCAAGUGCAGAGAUUAUAGAGCAUGAAGACCAAGAUCCUCCUUACCCAACAUACUCAAAAACUGCAACACCUACUAAUAAAACCUGGCCCUGUGAUCCUGCCUGUGAUCCUGAUUUCAUCACAGUAAAGACUUUAGACACUAAGAAUAAUUUAGCCUGUGAUCCUAACAUGACCACAAUAAAGACUUUAGAUACUAAGAAUAAGUUAAAAGAAAGACUACCAAAUGUAUCUCUACCUAAUUUUGAAGGAGAAUCAUCAGUGACUGGAAAUGUGAAUACAUAUCGCCUCUCAAAAUCAUUAAGUCUUACGCCCCACCUAGAAAAUUUAAAGCAAUCAAUGGUGCUCAAGUCAGUUUUAAGUAAAAAUCUGCAAGACCUAGCAGAUAAAUUAUUUUCUGAACCAGAGAUUCCUAUGGAUCCUGAAGCAAGAAAGAAAAAUCAUAGUUCUCCACUUCUGAGUAUUCAUGAUGGAUCACAAAGUAGUUUGGAAAGUAAAAUAUUUGAAAAAGUCCAAGAUUCAAAUAUCUGUCUUCCAGAAAAAGACAUGGCACAUUCAAAAUCUCUUUUAAGACAAGUAACUAAAGAUAUUCUUGCAGAUUUACUUGAAAGUGGACCAUCACUUGAAGAUGGACCAAGAAAUUCUCCAGAGGUAGAAAGAGCACGUGUUUCACCUCCAGAGGUAGAAAGAGCACGUGUUUCACCUCCAGGUGAUAAACACCUGGAAGCUGAUGAGAUCAAUUUUCCACUUACAAAAAAUCUCCAGAAGAAGCAUUCAAAAAUUGAAGUGUCUAGAUCCAAACCAGGUGUAAGUGACAUUGCACAUGAUUAUGUUAUAAAGCAAAUAUUCACAGCACCUAUCUUCUCAGAGUUGGAAGUAGGAGAGAAAGAAUCAAGUGAGACACCAGUAAAUUUGCAGAAUCAAUUACCCACAGCUUGGGAGAACUUAUCUUCAAAUAUUCUACUUCAUUAUGAAGAAGAUGAUGAUGAAAUAGAAUUGCCACAGGCCAAAUCUGUAAUAAGCCAGAUAAUACAAGCAUUUCCUGUAGAUACUCUUUUAGAAUCUGGGAUAAUCAAAGUGAUAGAGUUAGAUAAAGAAUAUCAGAAGGGUUCUGUACAGGAUACAGAGACAGUCUUUGCUGAAGAAGAACCAAAGUAUUCCACAGAGGAUUAUUCAGAAACCCAAAGAGGAGCAGAAUCUCUUUCAGAGAAGAAUACACUCCUCAUUCCCAAAAAUAACACUUCUUUUAAUAGCAAUGAAUAUAUGGAUGAAGGUCAAAAUAUAUCCCUACAAGAUUCAAAAUAUCAGUCAACACCAGAUAAAAAAACAGAUACGCCAAAUAAUAGUCAGAGGUUGAAUAGAGAAGAAAAUGAUCUAAAUUCUGCUUUAGAAAAUUUAAGUAACUCAUUAAUGGGUAAACUUAAUGACUCAGAUGUAAUAAUGUUAAAAUCCUUUUUAAAACAUAUGUUUAAAAUUUUUUUCAAAUAUAAUCAGUCUGAAAGAAGACAACCAGGGAAAGAAUUAGAAAGACUAAUUCAGCAUCCUUUUCCAAAUAACACAGAAGAUCUGGAAGAAAUUAGAGAGAAUUUUGAUAAAAUAGAUAAAUUAGACAGAAAACCUAUGUUGAGUCCAAAGCUGUGUGUAUUUUUAGAAGAACUCUCGGAGUCAGAAGUUAAAAAUUUAAAAUCUGAACUAAGUAAACAUAUCCAACAUUACCUUGUAGAAAGACUUUCAGAAUCUGGACAUAUCACCAAAGAAGACUUACCAAAAAUCUACCAAAAUCUGUAUUUGAUGAAUGAGAAAGUGGAACCAAAAGGGCAAAAUAUUUUUCUGGAAAAAUAUUCAGAAACUAUAAAAGAAAUCAUGUCUUUUGUAAAUAAUUUUAAUCAUCAUUUCAUAGAUAAACAUUUGGAAAUAAAGCUAAGAUCUUUCUUAAAUGAAAUUCUCCAAAACUAUUUCCUAAAAAACCUUUCAGAAAGCAGUUUAUUUAGAGAGACAGAAUCUGAGACUGUCAACUCAAACAUGUCUUCUCUAAGAACUAAAAGUGCCUCUAUAUCAUUUCAUGAGUUAGGACAAGAUAUUUCAAGGGGGAGUUUUGGGAAAAGACUUGACUUAAACAUGAAAUACCCUUUAAAUAAAUCUCUACAAAACUAUCUUACAGGUUUAUCAGAAAAUGAACUAUUAAAUCUAAAAGCUGAUUUAAGCAAACACUUCCAGAGCCUUUUUAUAGAAAGACUUUCAAAAUCAGGACUAAUCACAGAAAGACAAUUGGAAGGGCUCAACCAGCGUAUAAAUUUGAUCAAUUCUAGUUCCAUACCAUUAAAAUGUAUAAAGCCAGAUUUAUCGUCUAGAAAUGAAAAUCAAUUUAUGGAGGAGAAUUCAGAAAAGAAAAAUAAAUAUUUAAAAAUUAUUCAAAAAACUACUCUACAAAAAGUUCCUGAGGGGAGACUUGUAGAAACAGAACUAACCAAAAAGAAAGAAAAGGAAUAUUUUUCCUUACAGAAUAUUGAGGAAAAUCCAUCAAUAAUUGGGGAACAGAAAAGAUACUAUCCUGAAGAAGGAGCCAAACCUCUGAGAUUAAUUAAAGUCCAACCUUCUUUCAUCAGAAAUACCCAAGUAAUUCCAUUAAAUAAGUCAUCAGAAAGACUUACAGAUAAAGUGCUUAAGAAACAAAGGAAAGAACAUGGUUUCAUGCAGCUUCCUCGAGCAGAAAAUUAUUAUUUUAAAACAGAAAUUCAAGACUCACAUGGUUGGAGUGGUAAAUCAAAAGCAACUCAGUCAAAUAUUUGCCUUGAAAGGACACUAAAAAUGAAGUCCCUUGAAAAAAGGGAGCAUAAUCUCUAUAAACUGAUGGCACAGGAAAAACCAGAAGCAGUACUGUCUUCAUAUCCAAGAAUUCCCAAUUACGAAAUGUCAAGUGAAAAUGAAGAAUAUAUAUACAAAUACACUUUUCCUUCCAGGCAGAAUAACAUUUUAAGUUAUUUCAGUUUAGAGGUUGGGGAGAAAUCAAAGCUAGAAGACCAGUAUAUUCAGAGGUUGAAAGGAAAUAAUAAUAAUAAUAAAAAACAUCUAGUAACAUUGGCACAAUACAAAAAAUUACAUACUCUUUCUGUACAGACAAAUGGAAUUUGUAAUGAAAAGCAUGCCAAGUUCCCUGAAUCACAGCCGUUUAAAUACAAAGGUGUGGAUGCUGAGAAAAAUUCAAAACCAUCCCUCUUCCCAGAAGUAUUAAAGAGAGAAAAUCUAAAGCCCAAGGUCCGAAAAGAAAGAGACCAUGGCAACAAACAAAAAAAGUCCUUCAGCAAGAUGGUUAAGAUACUACCAGCCUCACUGCCCUCUGCGAGAAUUCUAAGGAAAUCUGUUCCAAGGACAUUGCUUCACUGGACCGCGAGAACAACUAUACAUGAUUGUUCAGAUAGAUUUGAGGAUAUACCUGUGACCUCAUUUAAGCAUGCUGAGCAAGCAAAAUCAAGAACAAGGCUUUUAGGAAAAAGCCCGGAUGAUAACCAUAAUCAGUUAAAACACUUUGCAAGACCAAAUACCGCUCCAGAGGUUCACAAACGGCGAGAGAGCUACAACGGAAAAUUAACAAGUCCUCGAAUUAUUUCAGCAGGCUUAGUUCACAUAAAUGAUGCAAUCCCAGAUUAUGAAAUCCAGAAAAUGAGGCAAAAAAAGAAAUUAAAAGAGAAUAUUGAAAAGUGUUCGCUCAUUUGUGAUAUUAUACAAAUGUUAAAAGUUCAGAAUAAUAUGUAA
Molecule: messenger RNA, 5490 nt
Organism: Neogale vison (American mink)
Lineage: Eukaryota; Metazoa; Chordata; Mammalia; Carnivora; Mustelidae
Gene: CATSPERT
Product: C2 calcium dependent domain containing 6
Exons: 17
Coding region: 1-5490 (1829 amino acids)
Source: RefSeq, a predicted model, not a curated record